AUGACUCAAAACAAGAAAACUGUUGUCGUUAUUGGUGCGACAGGCCUCCAGGGAGGCUCUGUUGUCCGAACACUUGCAAGAUCCCGGGAUAGGUACAACAUCCGUGGUCUCACCCGAAACGUCUCCUCCCCCAAAGCCGAAGCCUUGAAGGGACUUGGUAUCGAAGUGCAUCAAGCGGACGUCGAUGACGCCGAAAGUCUCCGCCGAGCCUUUGAAGGCGCUAACGCCAUCUUCGCCAUGACAGAUUUCUGGCAGCACAUGUCAGCUGCCAAAGAGGAAGAACAGGGCAAGCGCAUCAUGGAUAUAGCUGCUGAUCUGCCUCACCUUGAACAACUCAUCUGGGCGAGCUUGCCUGACGCUAGAGCUAUUUCGAAUGGAAAGUAUCCUCACGUCUAUCACUGGCAGAGCAAAGCAGCUGUGACUGAUUACAUUCGGACUGAGAAACCUGCUCUAUGGAAGAAGACAACUGUCGUGCUAUUUCCGAAUUACUUUGAGAACUGUCUCACGCAGCCGCGGACUUAUCUUCCAAUCAAGCAAGAUGAUGGGACUUAUCUGAGAUCCUUUGUUCUGCCUGAAACAACUCCGCUUCCAAAUGUCGCCAUCUCUGAUACUGGAAAGUUGGUUCAGUAUAUCCUCGACCAUCCUGAUGAAUGUCUCGAAAAAGAAAUCGUCUUUUAUUCUGAAGCUAUCUCAGAAGGAGAAAAAAUCAAGUCCAUGGCAUCUGCAUAUGGCAUCGACAUACGCUACAACGAGCUCUCCUCUGAUGAGUUCCAAUCCAUCCUCAAGAGCAAGAUGGACGAUAUGUGCGCUUUGGACUUUACAGAGCAGUUGCUGAUCUUUCGAGACUUUGGCAUGAUCUAUGCUCGCCCUGAGUUCAUUCAAGCUAACGAGCUUCCCGGUCUUGAUCUGAUGAAGUGGGAUGAUUUCAUGGCUGCCAACAAUUUGGCGGAGUUUAUGACGACUAGCAAUUAG
Fusarium subglutinans is the source of this 972-nucleotide messenger RNA. RefSeq lists its product as uncharacterized. The transcript has 5 exons. Bases 1 to 972 code for a protein of 323 amino acids. The record is from RefSeq and is a predicted model, not a curated record. Lineage: Eukaryota; Fungi; Ascomycota; Sordariomycetes; Hypocreales; Nectriaceae.